Molecule: messenger RNA, 1421 nt
Organism: Liolophura sinensis
Lineage: Eukaryota; Metazoa; Mollusca; Polyplacophora; Chitonida; Chitonidae
Product: RING finger protein 24-like
Exons: 6
Coding region: 6-515 (169 amino acids)
Source: RefSeq, a predicted model, not a curated record
UCUCUAUGUCGUUGCGAAGCGCAACUGAAUCAUGUCAGAAGGAUGAAGUGGAAUGUAGAGAGGCACUGAUUUACGAAUAUACUGUUGCCGAGCAUACUCACGCCCCUCUGUUGGGCCUCAUCGUAGAUUCUAUGGACUUUCCACUGAAUGUGUCCUUCCCUCUCUUCGGUGUGGGAGUCCUCACCUUACUGCUUACCUUUGCCUUCUGUUGCUACAUGUGGAGGUUGAAGAAACAAGGACAGAGAGAGGUUGGCUAUAAAAAGGUUGUCUAUGACACAAGAAAAAUGAAGAGGAAGAAAAUUCAGAAUGAUACGUGUGCAGUUUGUCUAGAGGACUUCUCCCAGAAGGAGGAGAUAGGCUUGUGUCCAUGUAAACAUGCCUUCCAUGUCAAGUGUAUCAUCCAGUGGCUGAGGUUUCACAACACUUGUCCUAUGUGCAAGUCACAAGUACGACCUUUGACUUCGACGGAGAGGACAGUCUUAGUGGGUCAUGCUGUCACGGUGUCGUCCAUCUGAUCCCAGAUUAUCAAUACUUAUAUCUAACUGUUGACUUACCUUACCAUACAAUACAUGUACCCCUAUUUGUAUCAUCUAGAAGGUUGACACACAUAUGCUGUGUUAUAUUUUACAUAUGUAUGCAAAAUACAGUUGCAGGUAAAUUUUUCAUUUAACAUUGUAAUGUUUAAUUUGUCUGUCUCUUUGGUUAAAAGGUUUAUAAAUACAUACAUGUAGUAUAUGUAAAGUUUGUAUAUUUGUGUACAGGAUACAUGUUAAUAUUAAUGUGGAUUGUAUAUUUAUGUGUAAAUGUAUGCCAGAUUUUGUUUUAUAUAUUUAUACAUGUACCACAAAUUAUACACGAUCAGAAUGUGGGUGAGGGUUGUGUUUAUAAUAUUUAUAUGUAAAGUGCUCUUUGUCAGAACUUAUACGGGUGGUUGUGUUUUGUUUAGAUGCAGUGCUGCUUUUGUUGCUAAUAUUAUUUUAAGUCAGUGCAUUUUUUGGUUUCAUAUUCCACAUGAUUUUUACAUUUUUAUUCUGGAUUGGGCUGUACACUGUAAAUAUUAUGACAAAUUGCUAAGAAUUUUAAACAGGUGUGAUGAGUGCAGUUGACAUAAAAUUAUGUCAGGGGAUAGAAAAAAUGUGUAUUGAUCUUUAUCUUUGAUAUUGGUAUGUGUAAGGUACAUACUCAAUAUGUUGAUUAUAUGAAAAUGCAUUUAGUGACAGAUCUCUGAUCUACAUCGUGCCUUAACUCAUGAAUGAUGAUAUCAUGAAUUGUGAAAUGUAAACCCCACUGAAAAAGACAGGAAGAAGCUACACAAACAGGAGUAUUUUGACAACUUUUGGUGUAGGUCAUCUUGUGUGCUACUAAUGGAUUAAAUUAAGUAUUGUUGCCUACUUAUAUUUUAUUUUUGUGGGUUUUUUUUG